This is a messenger RNA of Poecilia reticulata (guppy), 2125 nucleotides long. RefSeq lists its product as uncharacterized. NCBI's taxonomy places the organism in Eukaryota, Metazoa, Chordata, Actinopteri, Cyprinodontiformes, Poeciliidae. The record is from RefSeq and is a predicted model, not a curated record.
CAGGAACGUUUUGGUUGGCCCAGCUGGAAGGGAGCAGGGGACGCUGGAAUUGUGAAACAGUUUAUCUGGAUAGAGUUACUCAGCAUUUAGGAGAAAAUAGAUUGAGUAUAGAGGCCGGAAAGAUGUCAGACUGAAAGCUUUUCCUCUUCCGAAGCAGAUUAAUCCUUAAAAAAGAGAAGAAAAAUAUCAUCUAGAAUGCUUCAGUUCGGAAAUCUCUUUGCCCAUUUUCACCUUCCUCACAAAGCUUCCGAAAGUGCUCAAAAAGGAAGCUUAAAGCAGCUUCCGAGCCUUCCAGACUUUUUACAACAUGUCAUAAAACUCACCGGGCUGAGGAAGGAAGACGUACACUGCGAUCUUCGUGUCCCUGACCAGCAUCAAGCCGCCAAAGACGACAUCAACAUGGUCAUCCUGACAGGUCGUGGGAUCUUCUGCAUGGAUGUAAAGCCCUGGAGUGGGACAGUGUGUGCUCACAACCAAAACUGGCAUGUGCAAGUGAAAGACAAAGACGAGAAUUUUUCCAAUACUCACAUUGAACAGGUUGAAGAUCCCCUCAAAGCUGUCACGCGCAAAACGGCUCAAUUAUGCAGUCAUUUGAAGAGGAGCGGAGUGCCUGUACGCAACAGUCUCUUCUUCCCCAGAGUCAUCUUUCUCUCCCCCGACCUCAAGCUGGAUGAGGAGCUGAUGAAGAGAAGGGAGCUGGUACCUUACAGCCAGAUAGAUGAGUUCCUCAAAUCUUUCAAAGAGGGCUAUGUGGGCUGGAUAUCUGAUGCUGUGACUCCCUCCUGGAUCUCAGGUCGUCUGUCGUACAGGCAGAUGGAGUCGGUGCGAGGCAUCCUCAGGAAGAUGGGAACGUGGGACCUGGUGCUUCUGCAUGGUGGCGAGCAACUGAAAGGAGACUACCAGGGCUGCCAGUACAUCGCGCUGGACCGCCAGGACACUGAAACGUUGGAGUUUUCCAGAGUCAAGACCCUCGCUGUUGAGUCAUUGUGGGCUUUGUUAGGCCACGUUCCUCAGGUAACUGUUAAAUUGUAUAAACGAGGCCCUCACGGCUGGCUGGGUAAAUCCCUGAAUGCCACCGCCAUCAUCCCUUCCAACACCUUUGUGAUCUUCAGAGUUAGUGGCGAGGAAUCUGAUGCCAAAAUCCCAGCGAACAUUAUUCACAGCAUCACACUCAGCAUAUGACACGGUGGAGACAAUCAAAGGAUUAAUGGAAGCUUUCUGAAUGAAUAACAUGUGUAUGCAAAAAGAAAAGAAUAUGUUUUUUUUUAUGAAUGAAUGUUUCUCUAUGCAGAUAUGGCACUUUGUUGUCUGUUGCUAACAUAUUCCACGUGUCUUUGUGUGAGCGCACUUUGAAAAAGAUCCCAUUUGCAAUUUUUCCUGCUUAAUUCUGAGAGUGAACAUGAUGUUAAUGAGAUUUUUGACAAUUAGCCUGAUUAACUUUGUCGUGUUGUGAAUUUCCAGGGCCGACCCCCCACUUUGCGCGAGCUGUUAAUUAACCAUUAUUCCUGCCGACUGGGUCACAUCAGUUUGAGCUGUGAGUGUUUAAUGUUCUAAUCGUGGCUGUUAAAACGGGUGGCCUCUGGCUCGAUGAGGAUCCGGGAUGUCAAUGUUUCGGUGGGUUUUUAUAGGAAGUUAUUUACAGACUGUUUAGAGAAAGUAAAUGUUUUUGAUAUCUUAAUGUGCUCCACUGCUCAGAGGAGAUUAUGCAGUUCCAUGGUUUUAUUUUGUAGGCGUGGGAGUUGGGUGGGGAAAUGUGAUGGGGUGGCCUCAAGAUAAUACAGUAAAAUGAACUUUCUGUGGUGAUGGGAUCCCCUUCAGCUAAAGCCUGUCUACUGUAUACUUGUGCAGAUUUUUUUAAUGUGUUAUCUGACAGAGAGUUUAAAAAGCAAAACCACUCAUUUGCAUGGAUUUAGUCUUGGCAUUGGGCAAUUGAAAGCAUUAAGGUAAACCAAAGCUUUUAUUAGUUACUGUAUAAAAAUGCUAAAAUGUUCCUUUGUUUUAAAGUCCUUUUUAUCAGAUGCCAGUGAUGGAGGGAUGGAAGCAUAGAAUAAUUCUAUUCUGGACUUUUCGAUGGUUGUUGCAUGCUGCCAGUCAGCAGCAUGUAACAACCACCACAGCUGUUGCU